Mauremys mutica (yellowpond turtle) is the source of this 3316-nucleotide messenger RNA. It is a transcript of the gene EAF1, whose product is annotated as ELL associated factor 1. Gene Ontology annotation, biological process: regulation of transcription elongation by RNA polymerase II; positive regulation of DNA-templated transcription. The record is from RefSeq and is a predicted model, not a curated record. Bases 74 to 853 code for a protein of 259 amino acids. NCBI's taxonomy places the organism in Eukaryota, Metazoa, Chordata, Testudines, Geoemydidae. The transcript is spliced from 6 exons. Gene Ontology annotation, molecular function: transcription elongation factor activity. Gene Ontology annotation, cellular component: super elongation complex.
CCCGGAAGGGAGCGGCGCGGGGGAUCCGCCGCUGCCGGGUGCUGCUGUGUCCGGGUCCGGCGCGGGCAGGGGCAUGAACGGCUCGGCGAACCCGCUGCUGGACAAGGAGGAGCACGGGCUGCAGCUGGGGGAGAGCUUCGAGCGGCGGCCCAAGGCCUCCUUCCACACCAUCCGCUAUGAUUUUAAACCAGCAUCUAUAGACACAUCUUGUGAGGGGGAGCUCCAGGUUGGUAAAGGAGAUGAAGUAACAAUUACACUGCCACAUAUUCCAGGCUCAACUCCUCCAAUGACUGUGUUCAAAGGAAAUAAAAGACCAUAUCAGAAAGACUGUGUACUUAUUAUCAAUCAUGACACUGGGGAAUAUGUGCUGGAAAAACUUAGUAGCAGCAUUCAAGUCAAGAAAACAAGGGCUGAGGGCAGCAGUAAGAUCCAGGCACGAAUAGAACAGCAGGCUGCCCGAGCCUCCCAGCCUUCCUCACAGUUCAAAGCCCCAUCCAAGCCAGCAGCUGGGCCCAAAACCUCCCCUUUGAAAGACAACCCUUCACCUGAACCUCAGCUGGAUGACAUUAAGAGAGAGCUAAGAGCAGAGGUUGAAAUUAUUGAACAGAUGAGCAGCAGCAGUGGUAGCAGCUCAUCAGACUCUGAGAGCUCUUCUGGGAGUGAUGAUGAAAGCUCUAGCAGUGACGGGGAAGAGGCUGCACGUAUUUCCCCCUCUCAGCCACCACACCAGCAGUACAACAACAGAAAUGCUGUUGCUAAUGGUACCAGCAGGCCACAAGGAAGCAAUCAGCUAAUGAACACUCUCAGAAAUGACUUGCAGUUGAGUGAAUCUGGAAGUGACAGUGAUGACUAGGGCUGAGGUUUCUCUUUUUCUACUGCAUAUAUAUGAAGAACUAAUUUACUUUUCAAUGAGCCCAAUGCUGAUGAGGGAAUUGGCACAGGAAUAGCUCUGUGCAUGGAAUUUUAAUAGAAGCAAUGUAUAACCCUAUGGACUAUCAAAUGUUAUUCUAAACAGAAGCUGAGGAGGAUUUUACUUUGUUUAUUAAGUGUAUAUUUUAUGUAUAUGCUUAGUCUUUUAAAGUUUUAAAUAGAUAUGUACAGUAGAUAAGCCAGUCUGUGAUCCUGACUACUGUUGAUCUGUAAAGCAUAAUGCAUAUUCUUUUGAUGUAAUCUAAAUGUUUCUUGUUCAUGGGAGAUGUUCAGUGCCGUAGUACAUUAAGGAAAAAUGUGUGUUUAGGACAGACGUGAGCCAACAAUUCAUUAAAAAACCCAUGUGGGAGCUGGAGUUUAAACUAAAUUUCAUCACUAAACUGUCUUCUUCAGUUUGGGGCUUUUCUAAUGCCUUUUUAUUGCUAUUUUUGGCUAACCGUGAUGUGGGAGUGUUUUAAACAGUUGUAAAAGAAGUUAUAAAAUUGCCUCUUCAAUCACUACCUUGUUGCACCAAUGCCUUAUGGAAUAAUUUUAAAUAAAACUUCAGUUGCUGCCUCCAUUAUUAAAGGAAACAAUACUAGAAGCUGUUCAAAUUACCUUCAUAAACAAACAGUCAUGCAUGUACACACACUGUGUAUGUGUAAUAAUUGGCAUUGGAGACAGGUAUUCUCUCAAAGUAAUGUUCUUAGGUGUUUUAAGUAACAAAAGUACCUACCUAUGUAAAUAAGAAGUAGGACAACUUUCUCUAAUAUAUCACACAGUCUCAUUUAAUUCUGGUUUUCAGUCUCUAACGAAAACGGUUUAAAUAUAGAAUAUCAACCUUAUUUAAAUUACUCCAAAAUACUCCAUUUGGAACUGGAGAAAAGAUAUUUGCAACUGCAGGGCUAGAGCCCAUUGCUACAAGAUGAUUACACCAAACGGAUGAAUAAACAGUUAUAAGAUGCAACUGGAAGCAGCCCGCCUUCUCCAAGGUUCCCUACAUGGAGUUUUCCCCAGGUUGUUCCUUGGCAUGGAUCUCAUGAGGGACAAUGGGUCCUGUCAUUCUUCAGAGCAAGAAACAUUUACCCCUGUAAGGUUUUUUUGUUUGUUUGUUUGUUUCAUUUUGUGCAUACAUGGGACUUAAGUGAUGCAUGAGGUUCAUGCUGCCCACUCCACACACAGUUCAAUUUCAGCUGUUACCCACAUGGCAUAAGGCAAGUGGCAGUAGGCGUCUAAUGUAAGCCAGGAAAUACAAAGCUAAAUGUUUACUUUCCUGGCUUUUGUCUAUCAGUGGUAGUAUACCAUCAUUCAUGUGGUUUUGUUUCCCUGUUUGUUAGGGUUUUUUUCUCUUUAAAAAAAAAUGCAUUGGAGGGCACUAGGGGAAUUUUGAAGGAAGGUUAUAAAACCCAGAUUAUUUUCCUGCAUUCGAUAUAUAUUUAAAGAGGCAUCUUUCUUGUACAUAUGUUUUUUUAAAAAUAUUUGGUUCUAAAAGAAUAUGAUAUGUAUACAUAUUUUAACGCAUAAUUAAGAAAUACAGUUGGUUUAUAACCAAAAUGAUUUGAUUUUUCUCUGUGAGCAAAGGGAAUACAGGUGCUCUCUCCUAGCAAGCUGCAAAAGCUUUGGUCUUAACAAUUGGUAUAGCAGCUAUUUAACUGAAUGUGUGUUUGCAACCUAAUUAGUAGUAAUGGUGCUUCCAAAAUAUCAUCCUGAAUUUCCCUUGACUUACAUGUUAGAUAAGCAGUGAAGUAGCUAAUAACUGCAACAACGCAUUAUAAGUUAUUCAGUGGCUGCAUUGUGCCCUCUAAAAUAUGGGGUGUUUCAUAGUAAGUGUUCUGAUUAUUCUUCGAGUGUAUGCAGUUUAAAAGGGGAUAAGACAACAUAAAAAGGAAUAUACCAGACAUUGCUUAUGAUCAUGUCUAAGAUAGUAGGCACACUAACAGUACUGAGUCAGCACUCAUCAAGCCAGAAGUCCUAAAAUAUACAUACCCGAAAGGUCAGCAUAGGCCACACUUGUAUCCCACUCCCUCAAAAGGUUUUAUGGCUUCUCGUGUACCCAUGCUGUAUUCCUUGAUGUUCCAGCAAAACAAAUUGGAACAUCCCAUGUUCUCAGAAACCAGACUUAACCAAUUGGUUUAAGAGGAAAAGCUGAUAGGAAAACGUUCUCACUUGUGUUUUUUUUCUCUAGGGUCAGAGAAAUGGGUACUCAGGAAUAAUACAAAAUUGAAGUACAUAUAACUAUUUGGAGAAUACUGUGCCUAAAGUUUAUUUGCAUAGUUUACUUUAUUAUAGGCUAAACAUACGCGUGUUUACAGUUAUGUGAAAAAAUAAUUUGCAGUGUAAAGCUAUAUCAUUUUUUCUCUUUCAAAUUCAGUUUAUUUAAAUAAAAAAUGAAGUUUAGCAAUCCAAA